AACAGUGUGCAGUUAUGAAGAAACUACUUACGCUCUUGGCUGUACUUUGCAGUAGCACUGCAUAUUACAGCAAUAAAUUUGAAGCUACCAUUGGUUGCCUGCAGUACGACGCAGUCGGUGGUUAUGAUGCUCCUCAUCCGUAUUUUCUGACCAAGGCUUUCAACCACAUUGAAAUCACAAAUAAAAAUGCUACGAAACUACGGAUGGGGGUACUAGCUCGAAAUGAUGGCCAUAUUCGAUUAGCUCCAGAUGAAUAUCCAUUCAACAAUACAGUGAUGAACGAAAUUGUCCUGUCCGGUUGGGCUAACACUAAGAACGAAGUCCGUCGGUACAUUCGAAAGAGUCAUCAUACCAGAACGGAUAACGAAGUACUGCUGGAACAGCCUAGCAACGGAAUGCUCUCCGAAUUUGUACCGUUCAUGUUCACCAUGGAGAUUCAAUCCGAUGGAAUGGUUUCACUGACGAAGGAUGGCGAUGUAAACCCUCUGCUGCAAUUCAAGGACGCUAAGUUGUCUUUCCUGUACGUUAGUUUCUGCAAUUGGAACGUUCCGGUAAUUUAUUUCUUCGACUGUCCGCUCGAUCCAAACCAAAAUGGAUGUAACUAGAUAGUAGAGUUAUUACAAAUAGGGACUAUUGGGAAUAAAUGAGUUAUUUGAAACUUCUAACACAAAUAUACAAUCAUUCAAACUUCAUGUGAGAAGUUAAGAAAUCUACUGAGAGAAAAAAAUGUUGAAUCUAAAUGGCGGAAUAUUAAAGAGUUUCGCAAGACUAAUCGGGAUAGUGACACUUACUGAGGUUGAGUUCAGGUUUAAUAUGAAGGCUAUUAUACAUUUCUGUAUAAAUCUGGGUUGUCUGGUAAAAAUCUUGAAUAGACCCAACCGAAAUGUUUUGAUCGUCCUGGCUAAAGCGAAAUCGAUUAAUCAGGUUACUUUCUACUAAUGGCGUAUGACCUAACUCUAUUACUAGAGGAUCAAAUGAGGUACAAAAUCAUAUAGGGGACCCGGGGCAUAAAGGACACCUUAACCGUUUUCUCUUAAUUACGGGCAAAAAGAACCAAUUGAAUUCAACCUAGAAAGGCCUAAAACUUAG
This is a messenger RNA of Sabethes cyaneus, 1089 nucleotides long. RefSeq lists its product as uncharacterized. Lineage: Eukaryota; Metazoa; Arthropoda; Insecta; Diptera; Culicidae. Bases 15 to 605 code for a protein of 196 amino acids. The transcript is spliced from 3 exons. The record is from RefSeq and is a predicted model, not a curated record.